AAAUGCAGACGGGGUCUCCAAGAUGGUCAUCAGUUAAUCGGUUACGUUCGCUCGGUGCACCUCUAGCUUCCUCAGAUUAGUGACCCCAGUGAAGAUGAAACCCUCUGCCUUUGUCGUUGUGGCUGCUCUCAGCUUGGUUGUGGUCAGUGGACGCCCGGGCGCCCAGUAUCUGCCACCUCUGCCGGCCAAGGAGGUGUCCGCUGCGCCGAGCUUCCAGCAGUUGGUGCAGCCUCAGCUGGAACAGCACAUCCAGUCGCAGAUCCAGCCCCAUGUGGAGUCCAUUCAGGCGUCGGUGCCGCUGGCUAGCUUCACCAUCCAGCAGCAGUAUCAGGGUGCAGCAGCGCCAGCUCCAGUUUCCGUUCCAGCACCUGCUCCAGCGAUAAUCUCCGCUCCAGCUCCCGCACUUGCACCCGUAGAGAUCCAACAGCCGGCUCCGCAGGUGAUCUAUGAAGCACCCAAGCCGGUGAUUGGCAUCCAGACGGCGGUGAAGAACGCCUAUCUACCACCCACUCCUAUCCAGCAAUUUGUGCCCGCUCCGGAGCCAGUGGUUGCGCCCAUUGUGCCACAGCCGGAGACCAUCACUCCAAUUGCAAUUCCAGUUCCUGCAGUGCAGGAACAGCACCAGGUGAUCCAGACCUACUCCUCUCCAGCUCCUGUUCCCGUCGUCCAGCAGACAUACUCCGCACCCGCACCAGUUGUACAGGAACAGACUUACACCGCUUCCGCUCCUGUCCAGGCAGUGCAGCAGACAUAUUCAGCUCCCGCUCUAGUGGCCCAGGAACAAGUCUACAACGCUCCUGCUCUGGUAGCUCAGCAGACUUACUCCGCUCCUGCUCCGGCUGCAGCUCCAGUUCAGGAACAAUUCUUCAGUGCUCCUGCCCCAGCCGUUCAGCAGACUUACUCUGCUCCAGUUCCGGCUCCAGUCGUCCAACAGACCUACUCCGCUCCUGCUCCAGUACCUCAGCAGGCUUACUCCGUUCCAGCUGCAGUGGUGCAGCAAGCGGUUCAGGAGGCACCUGUAAUUCAGCAGAGCUACUCCGCUCCAGCCCCCGCUCCUGUGAUUCAGCAAAGCUACUCUGCUCCAGCUCCUGCCCCAGUGGUUCAGCAGACAUACUCCGCUCCAGCUUCUGUGGUUCAAGAGACAAUUCAGCGAGCCCCUGUGAUCGAGCAGAGUUACUUCGCUCCUGCUCCCGUUCCCGUUUCUCCUCGGUACAGUGGUACCUCCUUCCAGACUCGUCAGCAAGCUCCAGCCCCGGUUCAGGUGUCCCUUCCUGCUCCAGCACCCGUGGUGAUCUCGGCUCCCGCUCCGGCUCCAAUUGCUAUCCCUGCCGCAGCUCCAGCACCUGCCCCAGUUCAGCUGCAACAUUCCUUAUUAUCCGCUGCCCCCAUCCAAAUCCAACAGCCAGCCCAACCCAUUGUGCAGUACUCUCCACCAGUGGUGCAACCGCAGGUGACCUACACCCAGCCCGCUCCAGCUGCCAUUCCCCAGCAGGCAGUUCCAGUUUCCAGUCCCGAGGAGAUCGGAACCAGCUACGCCGCCAACGGUGGUUACCUGUACAAGUAGGAUGCCCGUGAA
This is a messenger RNA of Drosophila erecta, 1576 nucleotides long. RefSeq names its product calphotin. Bases 95 to 1564 code for a protein of 489 amino acids. Gene Ontology annotation, biological process: positive regulation of transcription by RNA polymerase II. NCBI's taxonomy places the organism in Eukaryota, Metazoa, Arthropoda, Insecta, Diptera, Drosophilidae. Gene Ontology annotation, molecular function: transcription coactivator activity. The record is from RefSeq and is a predicted model, not a curated record. Gene Ontology annotation, cellular component: RNA polymerase II transcription regulator complex. The transcript is spliced from 2 exons.